CCAAAGUGCUUUCUGGUUCUCUGCUCUUUCCCCCUAGGAAUCCUUUUCAGUCAAGGAGAGAGGUGGAAGCACAUGCGGCGCUUCUCCCUCCUGACCCUGAGGAACUUUGGAAUGGGGAAGAGGAGCAUCGAGGAGAGGAUCCAGGAGGAAGCCCGGUGCCUUGUGGAGGAGCUCCGGAAAACAAAGGCCCAGCCCUUUGACCCCUCCUUCAUCUUCUCCUGUGCUCCGUGUAAUGUGAUCUGCUCCGUCCUCUUCAACGAGCGUUUCCAGUACACUGAUGAGAGGUUCCUGUACCUGAUGAAUUUGCUAAAUGAAAAUUCCAGGCGCCUCAACUCUCGAUCGAACCAGGUGAGGCUGAGACGGUCUCUGCACUUGGGGUUCUCUUCCUGA
Echinops telfairi (small Madagascar hedgehog) is the source of this 390-nucleotide messenger RNA. Its product is annotated as cytochrome P450 2C23-like. The coding region runs from base 73 to 390 and encodes 105 amino acids. The transcript is spliced from 2 exons. Gene Ontology annotation, cellular component: intracellular membrane-bounded organelle; cytoplasm. NCBI's taxonomy places the organism in Eukaryota, Metazoa, Chordata, Mammalia, Afrosoricida, Tenrecidae. Gene Ontology annotation, molecular function: oxidoreductase activity, acting on paired donors, with incorporation or reduction of molecular oxygen, reduced flavin or flavoprotein as one donor, and incorporation of one atom of oxygen; iron ion binding; heme binding. Gene Ontology annotation, biological process: xenobiotic metabolic process. The record is from RefSeq and is a predicted model, not a curated record.